Molecule: messenger RNA, 3303 nt
Organism: Dinoponera quadriceps
Lineage: Eukaryota; Metazoa; Arthropoda; Insecta; Hymenoptera; Formicidae
Gene: SoxN
Product: transcription factor Sox-3-like
Exons: 2
Coding region: 846-2300 (484 amino acids)
Biological process (GO): cell differentiation; regulation of DNA-templated transcription; anatomical structure morphogenesis
Molecular function (GO): RNA polymerase II cis-regulatory region sequence-specific DNA binding; DNA-binding transcription factor activity, RNA polymerase II-specific
Source: RefSeq, a predicted model, not a curated record
UUCUCCGCUGAGGAGUGGAGGUCCCGCAUCUCUUCUUCUGCAUCGGGCUCUAGAAUCGUAGUCGUUUCCAGCACGCUGGGAAGGAAUAGUGCAGUGAUAGCGGCGAAAGGAAACCGAGUUAGAAUCCGUGUGUAGUGCACGUGCGGACUGCGUUCGAGGAAGACCGUCGGAGCGCGCCGCGCGUUUGGCCGUGCGUCGUUGCCGCACAGUCGUGACGCGAUUCGUCGGACGUGCCGCAGCUCGCGACCAGUCAGAGUAGCUGGCUGCUGGCGAGCCGAGAGUGGUGAGAGAGAGAGAGAGACUGGCAGUGAGGGGAAGAAAGUGAGUGGCCGUCAGUUCGCACUUGGACUCUGUGACUUGCGGAUCGUAUGCGAGAGUAUCUUCUCCUCGACUGCACGUUGGCCGAAAACGAUCCCGUGCGUAGUAAAGUAGGCGACGCACGUCGGGGCCGAUAAUAUGGUGAAGUGCUUCCUGCCGGCAUCGAGUUCUCAGGGACAAGUCGUCGUCACCCUGUGAACGGCAUCUACACGGUGUACGAACCCCUUCGAGGACAGGUCGUGUCUCGUGCAGAAUGCGCGACAGUGCGCUCGUGAUCGAGCGAAUUGGACCUUGCGAUCCCUCGUACCGAGGAGACUGAGGAUCGCCUGUCAGUGGUUCUCUCAAGGUGAACCAUUCGAGUGACAUUGGCCACUUUCAUGUCAUCGCUUCGCGCAUCGCACAGGUGGAUGUUGAGGAAGUGACGGUAAAGUAAUCACCAGACGAUCGUGGUGACUGAGAGUGGAUUUUCUUGACGUCGCGCGGUAACAGAAAAGGACGGCAAACUGUACGGGCACAGGGAGGAAGACAUGCUCACGAUGGAGACGGACAUGAAGGGCGGCAGUUUGCACGGGCAGAUGCCACCGCACCCGCAGGGCGUAUCGCCGAUGGGACACCACAGCAUGUCCGCGUACGGCACCCUGAGCUCGAUCGUGCACACCCCGGCGCUGUCGGGGAGUCCGCCCGGCGCGACCGGACUCGGCAUGAGCCUGCAGCAUCACCAUCAGGCCCAGCAGUCGCACCACUACUCUCCCAUGCAUGUGGCCGCGGCCGCGGCCGCGGCUGUGCAGCAGCAGCAGAGCAUGCACGCGAUGGCGGCGCAGCAGAGCGCCCACCAGCAGCAGCAUCAUCCGCACCAGUCGCAGCAGCAGCAGCAGCCGCAGUCGCAGCAGCAGCAUCAGCCGAACAAUCACAGCAACGGCAACCCCGGCGGCAACCCCGCGAGCAACAAGAACAGCAACAUCGACCGCGUGAAGAGGCCGAUGAACGCGUUCAUGGUGUGGUCCCGCGGCCAGCGGCGCAAGAUGGCCCAGGAGAACCCGAAGAUGCACAAUUCGGAGAUCUCGAAGCGGCUCGGCGCCGAGUGGAAGCUGCUGAGCGAGCAGGAGAAGCGGCCGUUCAUCGACGAGGCCAAGCGAUUGCGAGCGGUGCACAUGAAGGAGCACCCGGACUACAAGUACCGGCCGCGGCGUAAGACAAAGACCUUGCUGAAGAAGGAGAAGUUCGCCCCGGCCAGCAUGGCCGCCGUCGGCGGGAUGCUCGGCGUCGACCAGCGGCAGGUAGGCACCGCCGGCGGGCCCCAGGCCACGUCGUUGACUCGCGACAUGUACAUGGUGCAGCAGACCAACGGCUACAUGCCGAACGGCCACGCCGCCGCCCAUCACUACUUGAUGCACGACCCGACGUCGGCGACGGUCGCGGCGGCGUAUCAGCACCAGGCGGUCACCUACAGCGGCCACAUGAGCGGCGGGCCGGCCUCCACGGCGUCUUACCCGCGAUAUCCGGACGCGAUGAGCCACCACAUGGGCGGCGGCAGCCCCGGCUCGAUCAACAGCUACAUGAACGGUUACACCAGCGGAUACGCCAGCACCACCGUGCCGGGUGGCUCGCCCUCGCCCUAUCACCAAGCCCAGUCCGGCUCCCAGAUGUCCAGUCACAGUCCGAGCGGCAGCAGCAUAAAGUCCGAGCCCACGAGCCCGGCGAGCGGCGGCAUACACACGCCGACGCCGACGGGGCCGACGUCGGCGGGCCCGGCCGCUGGCCAAGCGGUCAAACGGGAGUACAUGGGCCAGCAGCAGCAGCAACAGUCCAACCAGCAGACCGGUGAUCUCAGGCAGAUGAUCUCGAUGUACCUGCCCCAUGGCCCUGAUCCGACGGUCGCGCACCACAGCACGGCCGUCUACUCGCCCGGCCCGUCGCCGGAGGCGCUGACGCAACACCAAGUCCCUGUGCCGCACCUUCAGCACAUGAUGGCUACUACUUAAGAGAGCAAAAGACACACAGACAAUGACAGAGGGAGGGAGAAAGCCAAACCCGGAUAAUCAUCUGCGCGGAAAAAGUAACGAAAAUAUAUGAAAGCGAAAACAAAUAAAAGUGUAACCGCACACAACGCGAGAGAGGAACAAAUACAAUCCAACACGCAGACGAGAGCGAGAUAUAGAGAAAAGAUGAAGAAAAGCGAGAUGGAAUGAGUGAGGAGAGUCCAACCAGAUCAGGAAGGUGUCUCGCAGCUUUAGGACAAUUUUCGCAGGGCUACGAGGGAAGCAGAAACACGAGUCGACUUAUCGCACUUAUCGCACUCUUCGCACUAGAAAACAAAAAUUUUCUUAAUAUUACAGAUGUAAUUAAUUAAUUACGACCAAAAAAUUAUUUUAUUCCGAAACCUCAACAUGUCGCACGAUCGAAAUCGUUCCAUCGAACGACUGAAAUUUAUAAUAAUAAAGUAUUUUGUAUUUCUUUUCCGGUAGUCUCCUAUUUGUUAAAACUGAAAUGGAGGAAAUGUGAAAAGAAGUUAAGAAUUGUCACUAUUGAAAAUAAUUGGUAUUUGACGUGUUCUUCUAAAGCCACGACGAGUAUGUAUUUUAUUUAUUCUUUAUAAGAAUAAUAAUAAUAAUAUCAAGAAAUAACAGCAACAACAAUAGCGACGAUUAGAAUAAUCGAGAAUGAAGUUUAUGACUACAUUGGCAAAAGUCGUAAAUGAACAUUGCGCGGUUUUAAACGUCAAAAAUAGCACGAGAAAGAAGGAUAUCGAAGAUCGACGAACGUCGAGAUCGACGAUCGCUUUCGAUUCGUUCUCUCAAUGAAGCUUAUUCUGAGGAAUUUGUCGUACUAUCAAAUAAGAAUUUUACAAUGGUGCUAAUUCACAUAUAUACGUUGUAAGUAUUCGUAAUUGAUUUUAUUAUGGUAUGCAAUAAGUAUAAUUAAGGUGCGUACGAUUACACAAUCCGCUAAUGUAUAUAAUGAUACAUCGGGCACAAGUAAUCGUAA